Messenger RNA from Purpureocillium lilacinum, 657 nucleotides. RefSeq lists its product as uncharacterized. The record is from RefSeq and is a predicted model, not a curated record. Lineage: Eukaryota; Fungi; Ascomycota; Sordariomycetes; Hypocreales; Ophiocordycipitaceae.
AUGCUCUUCACCGUCGCCUCCGUCAUCGCCGCCUCGGCCGGCCUCAGCUCCGCUGCCUCCAUCCCCAAGCGGGACAACGGCAUCAGCGUCACCCCCCACGAGCAGUACUCGUCGUCCAUCGGCGCCCUGGGCUGCAAGCUCGACACCAACCGCGUCGCCUACUGGCCCGAGACCGUCACCUGUGACAACAUCUGCGUCAAGGUGACCAACGGCGACCGCAGCGUCCACCUCCUCCGCGUCGACCAGUCCGGCGGCGCCCACGACAUCUCCUACGAUGCCUGGAACUACCUCGUCUCCGGCGCCAGCGCCGAGUCCAACCCCCAGUCGGGCGGCGGCGUCGCCAUGACCUACGAGCAGGUCGACGGCGACGAGUGCAAGGACCUCCUCACCGACGGCAAGCUGGCCCUGUCCGCCGGCAACAGCAUGAACUUCUACGCCUCGUGCCUGGGCGGCAACAACUGGGUCGCCAAGAACGCCGAGCUCGUCAACAUUGCCGACCCCACCUGCAAGUACGGCCACGAUGAGGUCUGCACCCUCGACCUCAACACCAGCAACCAGCCCCAGUGCCCCCACACCCUGGGCUCCCAGGACCCCACCGACGGCCUUACCAUCAAGAACGUCGAGUACGGCACCGGCAAGGUCUACACUGCCCUGUAA